GGGAAGUCGGCGGACUGUGUGCCUGCGCCGCGGAUAGGUGCGUGCCCCCAGUGUCCGCUCCGGUCGCCCAGCUAGGAAUGCGCCUCCCUAAGCUGCUGUACGGCGUUCUAGUUGACAAAGUGACCGAGGACACUGCGGCGUGAAAAGGGUCAGGGCUUUGGGUUGUAUGGCAUUAGAAUCGCAGCAAUAGGCUACACGUUUGAUUCAUUGAGCUAGUUGACGUUAGCCAUCUCCGUUGAUUCAUAGCACGCUAGGUCCCUUAGCAUACCCGCUAGCCGGCUAGCUAGGGUACAAGUGUGCUAGUUUCCAGGGUGUCGCCGGCCGAUCCAGAAGAGACAGACAGCAAAGCUGACUGCACAAACUCGCCGACAUUUCGUAAAGAGGAAGCGGGCGGCAGGUAGGCAAGGGGGUCGGGAGAACGCGACGGUGGGAAGCGUGUCAGGAGCAGCUGAUGAGUUCAGACCAGAGCGGAGAGCCGCCGCUGCUGCAGGAGGAGGCUGAUCCCGGACCGAAGACCGGUGGGAAGGACGAGGCUGCGCUGAGGAACGAGGGAGGGUCAGGCGGCAUGGUCACAUCUAAGGGUACCGGUCUCAACCCCAAUGCCAAAGUUUGGCAGGAGAUGCCCAUAACCCCCAGCGAGGCUGUGCCAAACAGUCCCCAUUGGCCCCCCUCGGACCUCAGUGAGGAGUACUUGGAGCCUCCAUGCGCAGGCUGCAGGCCGUACACCGUGGGAUUCACAGGCCUGGAUAGCAGCAGCUCCACAGCAACAGCUGAGAUAGCAGUCAAUGGAAUGGACCUUCCAGAAUUGGGCUAUUCCCCUGCAGAGUCCACCAUUGGGACCUCAGAGUCCAAAACUGAAGAUCAGCCAGUCUCAUCUGAGAACAUACGCGAGUCUCUAAAGAAAGAGCUGGAGUUUUACUUCUCAAGAGAGAACCUCUCCAAGGACCUGUACCUGAUGUCUCAGAUGGACAGUGACCAGUUUGUUCCCAUUUGGACUAUUGCCAGCAUGGAGGGCAUCAAGGUCCUCACAAGUGACAUGGAACUCAUCUUGGAUGUCUUAAGAUCGUCACCCAUGGUACAAGUGGAUGAGAAAGGGGAGAGAGUGCGCCCCAACCACAAGCGAUGUAUUAUCAUACUGCGGGAGGUCCCCGAAACGACACCCGUGGAGGAAGUGGAGUCACUGUUCAAAAACGACAACUGUCCCAAGGUGAUAAGCGUUGAGUUUGCCCACAACAACAAUUGGUACGUUACAUUCCAGUCCGACACUGAUGCUCAGCAGGCCUAUGAAUACUUGCGAGAGGAAGUAAAAACAUUUCAGGGAAAACCCAUAAUGGCCAGGAUAAAGGCCAUCAACACAUUCUUUGCAAAGAAUGGCUAUCGUAGCAUGGACAGCAGUCUGUACUCUCAGCAGUCUCAGAGCCAUUCCCAGUACACUUCCCCCCUGUUCAUGCAGCACGUCUACCCGCAGCAGCAGUACCCGGUCUACGGCAUUGUGCCUCCCACUUGGACACCCUCGCCAACGCCAUACUUUGAAACUCCUUUGGCACCUUUUCCCAAUGGUAGCUUUGUGAAUGGAUUUGGCUCUGGACACUAUAAAACUGGCUCAGCUUCUCUUAAUAUCGCUCGGCCUUUCCACAGAAAUCGUGUCCCCCUCUAUUCAAGAAAGAAUGUAAUAAAUGCCUUCAGAAACCACGUGAAGCCCCAGGUGAGGACCAAUGAGUUGACAUCGUCUAUAACUACCAUGCCCUUGGAAAGUCUGACAGGACUGCGCAGUCCACAGCCCCCUCUCCCCGGCCCCGCCAUCUCCAACCAAGCCCAGACAGCCUCUGACCUGAGCUCUAUGUUCUCACAUCUCUCUUCCUCGUCCUCGUCCUUGGACCCAAAUGAUGACAGUAGCAUUGCUGCACGUGGACGACGGACCACCACUUACAGAGGAACACGGAGGAGGCGAGAUGAUGACCGCACCAUGAGGGGAACGCUGGCAGAAGCUAAAGUGUCACCACCCAAGUUUGACUUGGCUGCCACCAACUUCCCUCCUCUUCCUGGCUGUGUGAUCAGCACUCAAGGAGAGCCAGUCCUCGAGAACAGAAUGUCAGAUGUUGUUCGUGGCUUGUAUCGGGACAAGAUUGAACCGAUAAAUAAAGAAACAACUCCAAGUCCAAGCCAGUCUGCGGUCACCGAGGACGGUUUGACAGGCUCAAGUCCCACCCGGACUUGUGCGAAAUCUGUCACACAAGCACUUGCACCAUUGGCCCCCAGUGGGGCCUGUCAGGAGAAGAGGGUUGAGCGGCUGGAGCUCAGUGUUCCAAAAGCCACCCAAAGCACACCUGUUCAAGCUACAGCCAGGCCCCCCUCCACACAAGCCGUGCCUAGUGCCAGGCCUCAAGCAUCUACUGCCUCCACCCUGGCGAAGCCCAGCACGGCAACACCCGCUCCUGUCGCCGUUCCCGCCCUGACACAGGAGCCCCGUAAGCUCAGCUAUGCCGAGGUGUGCCAACGGCCUCCCAAAGAACCCCUGCAGGCAGCCCCCCCAUCCGUAUCCCCCAGCAGCUCCGCGUCAGGCCAGCCUUUGCGUGAGCUGCGUGUGAACAAGGCGGAGGAGCCGGGCUCCAGCGGCGCUCCUGGCGACAAGCACGAGAGAAGCCAUGGCAGGGAUGCAGGACGGGAGUGCAAAGACAGCCGGCACACACGUGACCGGGACUCUAAAGCCCACUACCGCAGUAAUGGCCCCAGAGGCACGGGGGGGCUCAAGUUCCGUGACCAGAGGCGGCCACCUCUACCACGACGGCACUCUCCGCAGGGAGCCUACAGGCACACUGGCAAAGAGCAGAAUAUUCCACCAGUGUCGCCCAAGUAGAGACAAAAAAAACUUUAUGACUAGAAAAAAGAUCUAUGAAAAUAUACAUGGAUAUAUAUGUAUAAUUAUAUCGAAAAGAAUAAGAUAAAAGCAACAAUGUUAUGGUAGCUACCUUCCCCUGGAACUUGUCCACAGAAAAGCUUUUAACAUGGCGCUAAGAACAGGACACCCAGGACCUCCAGGCAAACGGUACCUGAACUUACAGGAGUGAUUUGAACGGAAAUAUGACUCGUACUUGGCCUUUAGCGGUAAGUGUGAUUAAUGGAGGUCAUUUAUGCUCUGCUUGGGAGAGGUAGGUUGCUGAUUUAUCCGUUUUGAUUUGAAGAAUAAGAUGUUGGGUCUAAGAAGAAUAUGCACUAAAACAUGCAUAUGUCAUGUACAUAUACAAAGAUAUCACUAACACACAGCGAGGUGUACUGUCCCUUGUGUGCUUAGGUCUGCAAGUAUGACUGAAGGUUGACUGUUUAUGCAUUGAUUGUUUUGUGCUACAUUGUGCUGCUGCACUGAUUUAAUGAAAUGGAGUCCGAGGUGGCGAGUCGCAGUUCUGGUAACGGAGGCUGUGCUCUUCCAAUAUAACUCAAUGACGUGUUCUGCGCUAGUAUUCCUGAUGUGGGUUUAAAAUUGUGAUGGUCAGACACCAGAAAGUGAUGCACCUUUGUUUCAAGAUGAAACCCACCUUUGGGUGUACCCUUGUCGCAUUGGGCCGGUGUGGAUCUGCAAGCCUGGUCCAGAGUUUUCAUGCUCAUCCUAAUGAUGAUCCGGAUGAGUUGAGAACGUCAACGAUCAGUCAGGAUCUCUGUUUACAUGUUUGUUUAGUGUAGCAGGGAAGCAGAGUUAAGUGACUGUUGCGUGCACUUGAUAUUCCCAGGUGAGUCACAGGAUAUCCAGGUAAUGCUUCAAUCUGUGAACUGCAGCACCGUGUUCAGAUGGGACACUGGUGCUGCCAAAGGAUGAUGGCGGCGCUGUGUUUGGCAGCCAAAUCAUGGAUGUCCAAUAAUUGCCAUUCUUUGCUUGUGCUGCACGCCAGCUGCCUGCGACGAUGUGUGCUAAAUGAUGGACUUUGAGAAGAGCGUAGAGGUGUAGUUGGCUGUGCUGUUGACUAGCUGUUGACUAGAUGCGUCUGUGGGAGCUUUCAGUUGCUAGUAUGGAAUCCACGGUGGCAGGCUUUGGACGGCUUGUUUGUGCUUUUAGGGUGAGUUUGCAUUUUUCUUUAAAAAAAUGGUUAACUUUAGAAUGUUGAGGUUUGUCUCACUGUAAUACUUUUUAAAUAUUUAUUUUAAUUUUCUCCCAAUUUUGAUAGGCUGGUUUCCCCUCCCGGUCGUGCGAAGUUGCGUUGGCAAUGAAUCAAAUCAUGCCUGGCAUUUGGAAACUGUUAAUGUCAGCCGAGACAAAAUACUUUGCGUUGAAUUUGGGGAUGGGAAAGGCAAUAAGAGUAACUGAUCACUGGCGUCCUUAUUUUGCUUUCAUGAAUGGCUUUUCAGCAGAUCGAGAUUUUGUUUAAUUAAAUAAAUGCACUAACUUAAAGAUGAUUUUUCUCAAUGUGUGAAAUCAUUUUUAAAUGCAUGGUUGACGGGUUUCAUACACUUGCAGAAAUGAACCCCCCCCCAGCCCCUAUUACACACACACACACACACACUCGGGCGCCCUUACGUUUGGCUUAUUUAGUUCAUUUGAUUUGGGGUUGUCAAAGGAAAGGAAAUAGUUAAUUGAUCAAACGAGUGUUUGACAUACAAUCCUACAACUGUAACAAUUGUCACCAAAAAAUAAAUUAUUUUGAUUUGGCUUUCUUGUCUU
This is a messenger RNA of Doryrhamphus excisus (bluestripe pipefish), 4651 nucleotides long. RefSeq names its product La ribonucleoprotein 4Aa (gene larp4aa). Gene Ontology annotation, cellular component: cytoplasmic stress granule; cytosol. Gene Ontology annotation, molecular function: mRNA 3'-UTR binding. The record is from RefSeq and is a predicted model, not a curated record. NCBI's taxonomy places the organism in Eukaryota, Metazoa, Chordata, Actinopteri, Syngnathiformes, Syngnathidae. Gene Ontology annotation, biological process: positive regulation of translation.